AUGUUUAUUUCAAACGAAAUUACGACAUACGAUGCACUCUUAAGUGUUGAUCAUUCUACUGUAGAAAUAUUUGAGUCAACUUUCUUUGAUAAUCACGUUUAUUUCUCAAUUUCUAACUCUAACGGAAAUGUUGCAGUUUAUAAUUGUUACUGUGACAUUCUUGAUGUUUCUGGUGCAGUUUCUUUCUCAACUUCUCCUAUUUACACUGAAAAUUAUGUUAUUCAAUAUCAAGAAGCACAAUCUUGUUUCUUCCAAGCAAACAAACGUCUUUCAAUAAAAUUUGGUGAUUACGAACAAGGAAAAUCAUGUUUCGAUCAAUUCAGCCGCUAUCCUUCGCCAACACAAUAA
Molecule: messenger RNA, 348 nt
Organism: Trichomonas vaginalis G3
Lineage: Eukaryota; Parabasalia; Trichomonadida; Trichomonadidae
Exons: 1
Coding region: 1-348 (115 amino acids)
Source: RefSeq, a predicted model, not a curated record